Molecule: messenger RNA, 1008 nt
Organism: Medioppia subpectinata
Lineage: Eukaryota; Metazoa; Arthropoda; Arachnida; Sarcoptiformes; Oppiidae
Source: the annotation of a GenBank genome assembly
AUGGAUCAAAUGAAUAGUGUCUUCUCGCGAAGACUCUUGUCGUCGUUUAACAUAAGCGAUGAAUUGAUUAAUAAACUCUUCGCGAAGGGAUUGACAUUGAAAUCACAGAUUCAAUGGUUAAGUGACAGCAAAUUGCGGUCAAUGUGUGGCUUAAGUGAAUCAGAAAUGGAUGUGAUUAACAAAGUUGUCAGACAUUCACACAAAACAGCCAUCAAUGCGAUGACAAUCCAAGAGAUGCUUCGGACCCGAUAUCCGCCCCUUAAGAGUCCCUCCUUUUCGUUGGACAGAGCCCUCGGCGGAGGACUACAAGUGUCUCAAAUCACACAAUUUUGCGGUGAGGGAGGAGUCGGUAAAACCCAGAUCUGUAUGCAAUACUGUAUUAACGUUCAACUGCCGCAACGGAUGGGCGGUCUGUCUGGUCAGGCUCUCUAUAUCGACACCGAAGCCAACCUAAGACCGCAACGGUUGGCAUCGAUGGCACAGUUUUAUCUCAAUUGUGACCAACAAUUACGGGAAACUCAUUCCGUGGAGUCGAUGCAGUCGGCCGUUCAUGUCUUCACGUGUAACACAACCGCCAAAGAUUUGGUUGAAUUGAUUGUCACACGAGUCGAGCCAUUCAUUGAACACAAUCCGCAAAUAAGACUCGUUGUCGUCGACAGUAUCGCUCAUCUGUUCCGAUAUGACUAUAACGGAAGUAACGAUCAAAAAGACUACGAAUUGUGUCAAAUCGGACACAAACUCAAACAAAUAGCGCACACGAAGAAAGUUGCCGUUGUGAUCGCAAAUCAGGUCUCGUUUAGCUUUAAGGAGAAUAAGAACGUGCCGUCUUUGGGCCGCAUUUGGCAGGCAUUCUGUUCCACGAGUUUUAUGAUCAGAAGAAUGUCAAUCGAUUCCACAAGAAUCGGAUCUACUAUCAAGUCUGUCAACUUUGACAACAGUCGCAAGUUUUACGUUAAAUUAACCGAAAAUGGUGUCCAAGAAGCACUAUCGCUUCCAGGCUAUGACUAG